Daucus carota subsp. sativus is the source of this 661-nucleotide messenger RNA. RefSeq names its product large ribosomal subunit protein eL30. The record is from RefSeq and is a predicted model, not a curated record. The coding region runs from base 139 to 477 and encodes 112 amino acids. Gene Ontology annotation, molecular function: structural constituent of ribosome; RNA binding. The transcript has 5 exons. Gene Ontology annotation, cellular component: cytosolic large ribosomal subunit. NCBI's taxonomy places the organism in Eukaryota, Viridiplantae, Streptophyta, Magnoliopsida, Apiales, Apiaceae.
CAGCCCAUAAAAUAACCAUCGCAUUAAACCCUAGAAGAGUUUGUAUAUUCAUAUACACCACAUCAUUGGCCGCAUCUUGCUCUCUUCAAUCUCAUAAUCCCCUUGAAUUCUUUUCUUUUCAUUUCAUAUCGGAGCACAAUGGUUGCCGGAAAGAAGACGAAGAAGACUCAUGAGAGCAUCAACAACAGGCUGGCUCUUGUGAUGAAGAGUGGCAAAUACACUCUCGGUUACAAGACUGUGCUCGAGUCUCUCAGAAGCUCCAAAGGGAAGUUGAUUAUAAUAUCGAACAAUUGCCCCCCUUUGAGGAAGUCAGAGAUUGAAUACUAUGCCAUGCUUGCAAAGGUUGGGGUGCACCAUUACAAUGGAAACAAUGUGGACUUGGGUACAGCAUGUGGAAAGUAUUUCCGUGUGUCAUGCCUUAGCAUUGUGGAUCCAGGUGAUUCGGAUAUCAUCAAGACAUUGCCUGGGGAUCACUGAGAGACCCUCCUUCGACUAGUAAAAUGAUUUGUCUAAUUUAGUAGUACUUCAAUUGGGGACUUUUCAGAAAUCUUUCUUGUAUCUUAUACUAAAGUUUUGAGUAUCAUCUUUAUCGUGUGUUCUGGUACUUAUUACAUACCUCUGAAUUCCGAGGUUCUUGAUAUCUGUGUUUAGUUUUGAUCUU